This is a messenger RNA of Solanum pennellii, 519 nucleotides long. RefSeq lists its product as uncharacterized. Bases 1 to 519 code for a protein of 172 amino acids. Lineage: Eukaryota; Viridiplantae; Streptophyta; Magnoliopsida; Solanales; Solanaceae. The record is from RefSeq and is a predicted model, not a curated record. The transcript has a single exon.
AUGGUAGAAACCUCUGAAAUAGCUACUGGGACUACAGUUCCCCUUCCUACUGUCAAUAUAUCCUCUUCUGAAUUGAUUAACCCUGCUCAUCCUUACUUCAUAUCAACUUCUGAUUCUCCUGGUACUUUGCUAGUCAAUACUGUUUUUGAUGGCAAGAGCUUUGGUGGAUGGAAGAGAGGGAUGUGGAUAGCCUUGACUGCUAAGAACAAAUCUGGUUUCAUUGAUGGAUCGACUGUGGAACCUGAAGUAGGAAUAGACCUCCAUCGAGCUUGGUCCAGAUCUAACAACAUGGUAAUUUCUUGGUUAUUGAACUCUCUUUCUAGAGAAAUUUCUGAAAGUGUCUUGUAUUACUCCACUGCUAAAGAUAUUUGGGCAGAAUUAGAAGACAUGUUUGGUCAGAGCUCUGGCCCUCAUCUUUUCCAGCUUCAAAAGGAACUGAGUGACCUUGUCCAAGGGUCAUCUGAUAUUGCUGCUUACUAUACCAGGAUUAAGCGACUCUGGGAUGAAUUGGAUACUUAG